Messenger RNA from Lindgomyces ingoldianus, 1863 nucleotides. Its product is annotated as alpha/beta-hydrolase. Gene Ontology annotation, biological process: proteolysis. Gene Ontology annotation, molecular function: serine-type carboxypeptidase activity. Lineage: Eukaryota; Fungi; Ascomycota; Dothideomycetes; Pleosporales; Lindgomycetaceae. Gene Ontology annotation, cellular component: fungal-type vacuole. The transcript has 2 exons. The record is from RefSeq and is a predicted model, not a curated record. The coding region runs from base 205 to 1683 and encodes 492 amino acids.
CAACACAAACACAAUCCGUAUUUCAUCGAUUAGGACUUCAUCAUUAAGCAAGAAAUAUCUCCUCCAGAUCCCAGGAGCUCUUCGUUAGCCGACCAAAUCCAUCCUCAGAAGCAUUGCAUUCCUUUGCCCAAUGAAUUGCGUCUGUGGCGCUUCAGUCAUCACCAUCAAGACAUACACAAAGCUUAGUUGAGGGCAAUUGGAACAAUGAAGUUCUUCCAGUCCAUUUCUCUUCUUUUUGCGGGGUCCCAUCUGACGUUCUCGUCUCAAAUCCCCCUCCAAGAGUCGACCGAGGAGCAAGAAGUCAACGCAUUUCAAGUCUACCGAAGCCAGUACUCUGAGCAUUCAAUUCGCAUCAAACAGCAACAAAAUGAAACCCUCUGCAAUGCCCAUUCGAAGCAAUACACCGGCUGGCUCGAUGUUGGAUCAAAGCAUCUCUUCUUCUGGUACUUUGAAUCUCAGUCUUCUCCCUCAGAAGACCCACUCCUCCUCUGGCUCACCGGUGGGCCUGGCGGCUCUUCGAUGAUUGGAAUGCUGCAGGAGAUGGGUCCUUGCGUAAUCAAUGAGCAUGGCAAUGGCACUAAGUAUAACGAAUAUGGUUGGAGCAGGAACGCGAAUCUCAUCUUUGUGGAUCAGCCCGCUGGAGUAGGCUUUUCGUAUAUCGAUAAGGGGAUGCCUGUUCCUGCGACUAGCUUCACGGCUGCGGAAGAUAUGCAUCACUUUCUGCAGCUGUUUGUCAGCGAAGUCUUCCCUGAUUUGUUAGGGCGGGACUUCCAUAUCUCAGGAGAAAGUUAUGCAGGCCACUACGUCCCAAUUCUCGGAGCUCAAAUCGUUUCCCAAAACCUCUUGUACCCGCACCGCCCUCAGGUCAACUUAGCUUCCAUCCUCGUAGGCAACGGCUACGUCUCACCCCUGGACACAGCCUUUGGCUACUGGGAAACCCUCUGCACCACGAACCCCGGCAUCAAAUCGCCCAUCUUCAAUAGCACACGCUGUGACAUCAUGGCCUCCAAUCUCCCCCGCUGCAUGAAUCUCGCCCAGGUCUGCUACCAGCACCCGGACCCUGCAAUCUGCGCCGCCGCUAGCACAAUAUGCUGGAACGGCGUAAUCUCACAUUACGACAGUGAAUCCGGCCCCGGCGGUCGCAAUCGCUUUGACAUCACCACUCCAUGUAAGACGAAAGACGAACUCUGCUACCCCGAAAUCCCACAUAUCCAGGAAUAUCUGAACCUACCAUGGGUGUGGGAGGCUUUGCAGGUCCCCAAGGCGCUCCACAACUACUCCAUUUUGUCGGAGGAAGUCGCUAUUGCUUUCACGCUAACGAACGACGAAGGCAUCAGCACACAACCCCAAGUCUUGUAUCUCCUUGAAAAUGAAAUCGAUGUGUUGUUCUACCAGGGGAAUCUCGACCUCGCGUGUAAUACCGCGGGAAAUAUACGCUGGGCGAGUAACAUGCUGUGGAGUGGACAGCCGGCGUUUGUAGCGCAGGCGCCGCGUGCAUGGAAGGAUGGAAAGAGGGAUGUAGGGUGGUUUAAGGAGGUUAAGGUGAAGAUGGGAGGGGGUGAGAGGGAGACGACGUUUGCUUUUAGUACGGUGGAUGGGGCAGGCCAUUUGGUGCCGUAUGAUAAACCGAAGGAGGCUUUUGCGUUGGUGUCAAGGUGGCUGGGGGAUAGAAGCUUUGCUUAGCUGGAGGGUUUGUGGAGUGGAUGGAAGAAAAAGGAGGUGGAUCUAGUAAUGUAGAGUGAGGAUGGAAAUGGGGGAGAUUUUGCGGUUUCUAACUUGUAUAUUAGGAAUAUGAACUAUGGGGAUUAGCAAAGAAAUGGUAAAGAUAAAUAAAUGGAUAGUAUAUUCGGAACUUGAACUGAG